This is a messenger RNA of Sabethes cyaneus, 1451 nucleotides long. RefSeq names its product dynein regulatory complex protein 1. The record is from RefSeq and is a predicted model, not a curated record. NCBI's taxonomy places the organism in Eukaryota, Metazoa, Arthropoda, Insecta, Diptera, Culicidae. The transcript is spliced from 4 exons. The coding region runs from base 229 to 1320 and encodes 363 amino acids.
CCUCAAAGUGGCCGCUCAACACUAGACAGCUGGUAGUCAUGCGAACGCUGCCGGUAGCAAGUGUUUUUAUGCCGUCGCCGGUCGUCGCUUCCAUGCAAACCAAACACGCGGAAAGGUAAACGGUGAGUUCGCUACCCUAAUUUCAUUCACCGUUGAACCAUCGAACCUCGAAGUUGAAGGUAACAAAGUCGUGCCGCGUUUCAUUGAACUUGCCGGUCAAUUGACGAUAUGGAUGCCGUACUGCUGGAGCGUGAACGUGUCCUGUUUCGGUUGAACGAAGAAAUUAAUGCUAAAUCUCGAGGAUUGUUCGAACUGAACGAAAAUGCUAGCUGGAUGAGUACCAAACGACGGAUGAGAAAUAAUCUUCGCAAGACCAACGGUCACAUGGCACUGGCGGAUGAUCCGGGAAUCGUUUCCGGCGACGGGGGUAAUAAGGAAAAUGACUGUGACCGAAUGACACCGUCGGACACGGAAACCGAUUGCAAUGAAAGUUCCCACUGUACGGAGGAAAAAUCUCAUGCAAGCGAGAAGGAAUCAAAUCUUUCCUCUGGUUCGAAAGAAGACGUGCAGAGCGUGAAAGGGGGCGAAAAAAAGAUUAACAACAAAACCGUUGCUAAGCAGACCUGCUCCGCUAAAAGCAUUAACAAGAACAUGGCCGAUGUGGUGCCAAAAGUGCUGGAAAAGAAAAACAUCAGCUCCGAGGGAUUGAUCAAGUUUCUUAAAUCAAAAGUUGCCAUUAUUCAAACGGAGCUGGAAGCUGUUCAAAAACAAAACGACGCAAACAUGAAGGAUUUAAACUUGGCCCUAGAUCGCUUGAAACAGAUGGAGAAUUUCAAAGAGCAACUGCUGACCAAAAAUGCAGCACUCGAACGUACCGUAAAGAAGUACGAGGAACGUAACUUAGAGCUGGAUAAGCUGGUGAAGGAAAAGGAAGUUCAAAUUGUGAACGCCGCAAAAGAGCUGGCAACAGCCAGAAGCGAGAUUCGCUGCAUCAGCCAAAAUAACCAAAAUUUGGAGAAGAAACAGUUGAAGGCGCAGGAAGACAUCGACAGUCUGAAGAUAAAGCUAUCCAUUGCUAACGAUGCCGAAAAGGAGACCCGCGACGGAGCCCGCCAGGAACGGUUGACGUACGAAAAACAAAUUAAGCAAUUAAGAAAGCAACGAAGCGAGGUGUUGGCCGACUACAAGAAACUGCUGCUGGCCGUCGAUCAGAUGAAGAAGCAGAAUUUCCAUCUCGAUCAGACACGGCUGAUGAGCGACUUCGAGCGUGACUACUUCAGACAUCUGGACGAUUCCUCGUCGGUCGCACUGUCCCAAUGAAAGGAAUGUGCCCUGUACUUCUCUAGAUUGUAUCAGUACCCUAGGUUUUAUGAGUGUUUUAACGAUUGUUAGGGGUCGCUGGUACCUGUAGCUGCUGGACAUCGUAACGUAGACUGAUAACCGUAGAAUGU